This is a messenger RNA of Poecilia latipinna (sailfin molly), 1194 nucleotides long. RefSeq lists its product as uncharacterized. The record is from RefSeq and is a predicted model, not a curated record. The transcript has 6 exons. NCBI's taxonomy places the organism in Eukaryota, Metazoa, Chordata, Actinopteri, Cyprinodontiformes, Poeciliidae. Bases 23 to 763 code for a protein of 246 amino acids.
AGCAGCAGGAAAUCCAUUCAUCAUGACUGUUGCUCUGAUCUGCUUCUUUUUCCUCUCUCUGCAGAUCUCCAGCAUUCCUGCUGCAGUGAACCAGUUUACUGGAUCAGCAGGAGAAGAUUUCUCAGGACAUUGUGGCUCUUCUUUCUCUGGAAGCAGGAAGAUCUUCUGCAGGGAAAACUGUGAGGAAGGAAACGUUCUGAUAGAAACCACAAAGAAUUCAGCUGAAAACGGACGAUACGGCAUUGAAUAUGUCAAAGUUCAUGGACCAAACAUUUACAGCUUCUACGUGAAGAUCUCAGGCCUGACUGAGUCUGACUCGGGUCGGUACAGAUGUGGUUUGGGAGAAUCCUCAGUGUCCUACCAGGAUUUCACUCUCAGUGUUUCAGGAUUAGAUCAGUCAACAUCCUCCGUUUCAACUCGUUCAGCCUCGACACCAACAGAUUCAUCGAAUCUCAACUACAGUACAGAAAGUUUCACACCUUCAGCUUCCUUUGAAACCACCAAUCAGUCUGUGAGCCAUGAAGAGGAGAAAACAUCUGACGAAACGUGGCGCCUGAUGGCGGUGGCUCUGACCGGGGCUGGCAUCCUGUUAUCUGCGGCUCUGCUGGUUCUCUGCAGACGGAGGUGUCACAGACUUCUGACAGGUGUGAAAACCUCAAGAGGCUUAGACAGAAGUGACCAGAAGGACGCCGAUUAUGAAAACUCUUCAUCUGGGGAUUUGAUUUACAUGAAUGCAAAACCUGUCUGCAGGAAUAAGAAGUAGAUGUGAGACUGAGGACGACGAGAUGAGACCCGGAUUUAAACCCAGAUUCUGCUUCACGCUCUGAAGCUGCAGCCCAAUAAAACCUGGAAUGUGUCAAACUACCUGCAGAUGAAAAUGAAGGAAUGAACACGGAGAGUCAGUGAGAGAAAUGAUUUGGCUCUGAAAGGAUUUUUGGGAAUUGCUUCCAUCACUGUUUGCUGCUUCAUUGGGACUAUUUAUAUUUGCUAUUUGUUGAAAGACUUGUUUUAUUUCAGUCGUCUUGCAGUUUUUGCUCCUAAGCAGCUAACAUGAGUCCUGACUGGCUGAUACGGCAGAACAACUUCAAGAGGUCAUAGAAACAUGUGGUGACGUCACUCAGUGGGCGGCUAGCUCAUCAUCAUAAAAGACAUAGGCCAUCUUAUUUUCAGUUAAGAUGGCCGACUUCCUGUUUG